AUGCUUGAUGGGUCAAGCCCCCAGGCUGGCAAAAUCUGGAAGAAGGCUAAUCUUACCUUCUCCUAUGAUGGCAAGAAGAUGACAGAAACCUUCCUCAUCUGUAACACUAGAUCACAUGCAGCUAUCUUAGGAUUGAAAUGGUUAGAUGCCCAUAACCUGGAAAUUGAUUGGAACACCCACACAUUGUCCUUCCCUCACACUCCCCCAGAACAUGUGGCCAUUGCAGAAGAGGAAGAAGCUGACAAAGACCCACUGAAUGGAGUACCCCCCAAAUAUCACCAAUACACAAAGGUAUUUGGGGAAGAAGAGUUCAAUAAGCUUCCCCCUCAUAGGCACUACAACAUUGGAAUUGAACUUACAGAGGAAGGCCCCUUAAACUCUCCCCUAUAUAGUAUGACUGAUGCCAAAUCUGCCACACUCAAGGAUUGGCUCAGGGAUGAGUUGAAGGCCAGAAAGAUCUGUCCCAUUAAAUCUUCCAUCAGUUCCCCUGUCAUGUUUGUUUCCAAAAAGGAUGGUUCCCGCCAAUUGGUUGUUGACUACUGCUGCUUGGAUAACCAGACCAAGAAGAAUGUUUACCCACUACCCCAUCCCAACAACCUCAUGGCCCAGCUCUGUGGUGCCAAGGUCUUCACAAAGUUAGAUCUACAAUGGGGCUACAAUAAUGUCUGGGUUAAGGAAGGCAACAAAUGGAAAACUGCAUUCUGCACCAAAUACAGUCUUUACAAAUAUUUGGUCAUGACUUUUGGCCUUACCAACACCCCUGCAUCUUUCCAACACUUCAUGAACAAAUUGUUCAAGGAUCUAUUGGAUGUAUGCAUCAUCAUCUACCUGGAUGAUAUCCUGAUCUACUUGAAGGAUGAUGCAACACACUCCCAACAUGUCCAUGAAGUAUUGAAACAGCUAAUGGAAAACCAACUAUUCUGCAAGGCAUCAAAAUGCACCUUCCAUGUUGUUAAGAGUUGUAACUAG
Molecule: messenger RNA, 969 nt
Organism: Rhizoctonia solani
Lineage: Eukaryota; Fungi; Basidiomycota; Agaricomycetes; Cantharellales; Ceratobasidiaceae
Product: Retrotransposable element Tf2 protein
Exons: 2
Coding region: 1-969 (322 amino acids)
Source: RefSeq, a predicted model, not a curated record